UCAGCAGCAAGUAGUCACCAUACAGGCCAGCUCCGAGACAGCAUUCAUCUUAUCCAGAUACUGAAGCUGGACAUCUUCUGGACCAUCCUGAAACACACUUUACUUCUUCCUUCCACCUGGUGCAUGCUCACAGCCUGCAUGCUGCCUCUCAGGAUGUUGAGCCUCCUCAUGCUCAUGCUUUCACUGUGUGAUUCAGACAGCAUAUGCCCCACUGAGCUCAACCCUCUCACUCUGGGUGUGCCCAGGGUCAUAGAAAACUAUGGAGCGUCAGUGGAGGUGAACUGCACCAGCACAGAGGCGGAUCAUAUGGGGAUGUACUGGAGAAUUGGAAACAAUGACUAUGGAGUUAUCCAUGGGGGAAGUUUUAUCUCCCACUCAGUGUCACUGUCUGAAUGGAAUGUGACAGCAGAGUGCAGAAUAAAGCUGAAUGACACUCAUGAAUGCAGCAAAGAACUUGAAAUCACCAUAUACCAGAAUCCAAGGGUCUAUGUGUUUCCAGUGAAUCAUGAGGUGGAAGGGACCCUGUUCGAGCUGCAGUGUGAUAUAGAUGUUGCACCAGUUCAAAACCUCGUUGUGAGAUGGUUGAAAGAUAAUCAAACAGUCCAGACAGAGAAUUUCGCCAACACAACCACAACACCUGUAAUUGAGUCCUCUACUUUGGCAUUCAACAUCAGCAGGGCAGAACAUGGAGCUGAGCUCAGGUGUGAGGCUCAGCUCGACUUUGGGUCACACGGACCACAACUUCCUGUUCAUUCUGGCAAAUACAUCGUUUCUGUGAACUAUGCUCCUGAAUUCAAGAACACAUCAGAGGAUUUCUUUGUGCAUGAGGGUGAUGAUGUGACCCUGAACUGUGAGGCUGAGGGGCGACCCCAGCCCACCUUUCAUUGGAAACAUGAUGGGAAGAAAUUAUCUGAUACUAAUAAUCUCAACAUCACUAGAGUAAACACCAGUGGGACGUACAUCUGCUCAGCAAUCAAUUAUCUUGGAAACAUAACCAAGGAAAUCCAUGUUCGUGUAACAAUGAACAUCCCAGCAGCCCCUGCAGUCAUAACAACCCCUGCAGUCAUAACAACCCCUGAGACAUACAAAACUAGAGGAUGCCCACUAGUGUUGACACCUGCGAAAAUAGUUGUGAGAUUUGGAGAUCCAGUUUCCAUUAACUGCAGUACAUCAGCUGCAGGUUAUAUAAAAAUGGGCUGGGAGGUUACAAGUGGAGACACAAGACAUGACAGUACUUCUGUCACCUGGAGUCUUGAGAAAGUGGAAGACUGGAGCAUAAAGCCUGUUUGCUUCGUUACUUAUGAAGAGAAUGGCAAGGAACUACAGUGUUAUGUGGACCUGAACAUCACUCUUUAUAAGACUCCAGACAUUGUGUCAGUCUCUGCGUCGGAUCCUGGGCCAGUGAUGGAGGGCACAGAGAUCCAACUGAAAUGCGACAUCAUUAAUGUGACUCCUGUGCAAAACCUCACUGUGAGGUGGUACCGUGGAACGGACAUUUUGCAGACAGAUGUAUUGGAUGAAAACAGGAAGAUCCCAGUAAACAUGUCAUCUAUUUUCUAUUUCACUGCUGAGAGAGAUUACAACGGAGCAGAAUUCAAAUGCGAGGCUGAGCUGCAACUAGAAACAAAUAGACCUGACCUUGGUCAUAAUUUAACCUCAUCACCUUACACGGCUGUGGUGUACUAUAAACCACUAAUCAAAGCCUGUCAGGGUCAUAUCGCUCGUGUUGAGCAUGAAUUCAGUUUGGACAAGUUUCCCUGUCAAGCUGAUGGGAACCCUCCACCAAUCUUUCUGUGGUACUAUGAUGGGAACAUUAUCAAUGCAUCUGAACCCCUCACCAGGACUCAAUCAGGAAAAUACACAGCAGAAGUUUCAAACCGUAUUGGCAGUAGCAACACCUCCGUCGAUAUCAUAAUCGAAUAUGGCCCCACAUUUACUUGUGAUGAUUACUAUGAGGUUGAGGUGAAUAGCAAGCUGUGUGAACCAGAGGGGAAUCCUAAGCCGGACAUCAAAUGGUUCAAGAAUGGAACAAUUGUGGAUUCCCCCUGGCAAAGCAUGACAAAGAACGAUAGUGGAUCUUACAUGAUGAACGCAACCAACAGCCAUGGAACAGCCACUCAUAAGCUACAACUUGAUGUUCUGUUUGCCCCUGAGAUCAAGGAGGGAACUUACAGUAAGGAGGUGAACUUGGAUGGAAAUGUGACUCUUGACUGCAGUGCUGAGGGCAACCCUCUUCCUGACCUUCAUUGGAACUACACCACUGCAGAGAAUGUGAGGGAGACCACCAGAGGGCACCAGAAGAGCCUCACCAUCACAGGAGCCACGUCUACCAAUGCUGGAUUUUACAUCUGUGUUGCCACGAAUAAUGUUGGGGAAGUGACAAGUACUGUCACACUGAUGAUGAAAGGUAAAAUCAGUGUAUUUUCUUGGAGAUUCCUUUGGUGGUUGCUGAUUGGAUUGAUCGUCGUCUUCAUCGUCAUCGUCAUUGUCAUUGUCCACAAACGCUAUAAAAAACAUGGGCGAUAUAGUUUUGUCCUUGACAGAGCCAAUGAUGGUUCAGAUAUCCCAAUGGCUCCUCAGUCUAACGGGACUACAGAUAAAGUGUAACAUACUUCUCAAUGGGUAAGAUGAAACCAGCCAAUGAACUCAUUUAAUUAAAACGUAACCAGAAAAGUCAUUCUUGCCAUCUAUAUAAUAUGUUUGUAAAUAUUGUGUUUAAAUGUAAACGUUGGUGUGGUAGGACGAGUAUAGGUUUUCAGCAGCAACAAAUAUGUACAAAUUCUUAAUCAGGAGCAUUUGUUCGUCAAGAAGUGCUAAUAACAAAGCCGGUGUAUUAUAACAUUGAUUAUUUUUUUCAAAUGUGUGAAUUUAAUCUUAGUAUAACCAAUUUUUAUAUCUCUGUUUCUAUUCUUAAUAAAGUUACACAAAAGCCUUU
Notothenia coriiceps (black rockcod) is the source of this 2935-nucleotide messenger RNA. Its product is annotated as hemicentin-1. Gene Ontology annotation, cellular component: membrane. The record is from RefSeq and is a predicted model, not a curated record. The coding region runs from base 124 to 2607 and encodes 827 amino acids. The transcript has 10 exons. Lineage: Eukaryota; Metazoa; Chordata; Actinopteri; Perciformes; Nototheniidae. Gene Ontology annotation, biological process: cell-cell adhesion. Gene Ontology annotation, molecular function: integrin binding.